UUAGUUUCCCAUCGGCGGGCGGAGCUCUUAGUCGCUAACAUUACAUCAAACUAACGGUGCUUACGUGCCACACGACGCACAUACCUCAAUCCCCUAACACUACCGCACUCACACCCACACACACAAAAUACCGCCUUCACCUUGAAGUGCCUGUCGAAGUGUCGGAAUCGCUUCCUAUUUAUUUGCCGUUAAUUUAACGGAACUUCUUGCACUGAGAGAGUGGUGUCAAGCCCAAGUGGACGGCACACACACAUCACGUGUUUGACUCUGGCUACAAAUUUGUAGCAGCGACACGAUCACGAGCAACUUUCGUUUUUCCAUACUUCCCACCUACUCUCACUCCAGGACAGCGCUCUCUUUUGUGGUCGCGAUGUUCUCUCUACAGCAGUUGGUCAGAGCGACAUUUAACGGCGGCAGCGAUCUCAGCCGGCUGCUGCGCCACAUGAGCGGCGUGACGUCAGGAACUACAACUACACUGUGCACAACGGCGGCUACAAAGCACUCUAGUCAGGCGAAGUUGGGCGACAACGGCAGUCACGGUUCGCCCUCACAUACAGACGGUUGUAGUCACGGCGAAUCAGAGUCGGAUUUGGAGUCGGCGCACGGCCAGAAUUUGUCAGCACAGCAGUUCGUCAGGAGGAUACUGCAGCAACGCAGCCAGGACAUCCAGCGCCACAUCCACACGCAGUCAGCCAAAGAACCUACCAGAGCUAAGUCUACGCAGCAAAAUCAGCAGCAGCAGACCUCCACCAAGUUCGCCAUGUCAUCGCUAGCAGCCGAGCCCCUACAAUCCCAAAAACAGGAUGAAAUCACCGCCAGCACGGGUGGCGAUGUGGAGAAUCCGGGCCUGGGAGCCUCUUGCCACGAUGUGGCAUCCGCAUCAGCCAGUGCCGGCAAAAAGCCCUGCUUCAGCACAGGUCUCGGUGAGAUUCUACAGUUCAUGGAGCUCAUCGGCAACCUUAAGCAUACAAAACGCACCGGAUGGGUGCUGCGUGAUGUCAACGACUGUGAAUCUAUUUCAGGACACAUGUACAGGAUGAGCAUGCUGACCUUCCUACUGGAUGGCAGCGAGGGACUCAAUCAGAUUCGCUGCAUGGAACUGGCAUUAGUGCACGAUUUGGCGGAAAGUUUGGUGGGCGAUAUAACGCCCUUCUGCGGGGUUUCCAAAGACGAGAAGCGGGCCAUGGAGUUCAAGGCAAUGGAAGAUAUAUGCAAGUUGAUCGAGCCUCGCGGCAAGCGCAUAAUGGAACUGUUUGAGGAAUAUGAGCAUGGACAAACUGCCGAGAGCAAGUUUGUCAAGGAUCUUGAUCGCCUGGAUAUGGUUAUGCAGGCGUUCGAGUACGAGAAGCGGGACAAUUGCCUUCUGAAACACCAGGAGUUCUUCGACUCAACGGAGGGCAAGUUUAAUCACCCAUUCGUUAAGAAGCUGGUCAACGAAAUCUACGAGCAGAGGGACGUCCUGGCUAAGGCCAAUGGCGCCACACCUCCCCCGGCUAUUGAGGUGCCCAACAUGGAUAGGCCGUCAAAAGUGGCCAACGGGCAUGACGGCUCAAGUUGAGCGUUAUUCUAGGAACCAGUCUUAGGCUAGCACAUGAUCACAUCCUCACAUACAACCACCAUGCUCUUAAUUUGUAAGCCAAUCCAACUAACAAACUGUUAAGCCUACCUCGACACGCUCAUAGCUAGAUCUAACUUUUAACACACUAAUUUAUUGCGAAAGAAACGGAAUGGAUGGAACCGAUGGGAGUAGCUACCAAUUAUCAUGAACAAACAAACACCUGUUGAACACGUCUCCUUAGUUCAAUUUCCUUUAAGUUAAGCGUAAAGUUGCGGAUCGAGUUUUAUCUAAAUAUCAAAUUGAUCUGACUAAGAAACACAAUUGUACAUAACUAAAACAAAUUGUAGUUUAUUUUAAAAGUAUAAUGACCACAGACGAGGCGAAUAAAUGUAAAUGUUGUCCUAUAGCAAUUUUAUUCAAACAGCCGAACUUAUAGAUCAAAAUGUAAUCAAAAUAAUUGAUUUUUUAAUAAUAUGUUCGCACCUGCAUUACUUUUACCCUUCAAUCGAACAAUUGUAACCAAAUUAUAAUUAAUAUAACAUUGUGAAUUAGGCAAUAUAAAGAGGCAGUCACGCUUCUGACGUGGCUAAAAGACAAA
Molecule: messenger RNA, 2156 nt
Organism: Drosophila eugracilis
Lineage: Eukaryota; Metazoa; Arthropoda; Insecta; Diptera; Drosophilidae
Cellular component (GO): cytoplasm
Molecular function (GO): 5'-deoxynucleotidase activity
Source: RefSeq, a predicted model, not a curated record